GAGAGAAGGGAACAUUGCGAUUAGCCUCGCCCGUGUGUCAAGGAAGGAAAACUUGGUAAAGAUUGCUGAAAACAAAGCUUUGUGAAGUUUGAAGGUUCCGUCACGAUGGCAGAGGAGACAGCUUUGAAGAAAUAACGCUCCUGUGCUCCACCGGGGUCAUCCAGGGUGUUGCUCAUCUCUGCUCCUUCGCUGUGGGAUGGAUUACCGCCUGAGCUGAUUCUGCUUCCUGCCGGACCAGCCAGAGGAGACCCUGACAACCAAGAGACAGGGAAGCCAGGACUUACAGGUUGGCACCGUCAAGUGCGUUUAUCCAAACUGAGUGGCAAAGUUUAAACUCGGAGUUCCUGCUGAUCUACAUCGUCAUUUGACUCCUCUUUCUCUGCACAGGCAAGGACACACCUCGGAUUGAACAAUGGCUCUUAUGUUGGUCAAGUUCGAUCUGAAAAAGCGAGUGAAGCUCGCUCAGACGGUCUGGUUCAUGUACUGGUUUGCUGUAAUGGCCGGCGUGCUGGUGUUCAGCAUGGGCCUGUUCUUUAAGAUCGAGCUGAGAAAACGCUCGGAACUCAUGGACAACAACGAGAGCCACUUCUUACCCAACCUGCUCAUAGUUAUGGGUCUAAUAACGUGCGGCAUCAAUGCCUUUGGAGGAAAGAUCUGCUACGACUCCCUGGACCCUUCCAAGUUCGUCAAGUGGAAGCCCAUGUUGAAGGGCUUCCUGGUGGUGUGCGUGGUCUUGAACGCUCUGCUGCUCGUGACGACUGUGCUGUGCUUCUUGAUGAAGAUCCCUCUGCAGUUCACCCUGGCCGAGGGGCUGAAGAACGGCAUGAAGUUCUACAAGGACACGGACACACCGGGCCGCUGUUACAUGAAGAGGACCCUGGACCUGAUGCAGAUGGAGUUUCGCUGCUGCGGGAACGACCAAUACAGAGAUUGGUUCGAGAUUCAGUGGGUCAGCAACCGCUACCUGGACUUCAGCUCGAAGGAAGUCAAAGACCGCAUCAGCAGCAAUGUGGACGGCCAGUACCUGAUGGACGGAGUCCCGUUCAGCUGCUGUAACCCCAGCUCCCCGAGACCCUGCAUCCAGCACCAGAUGACCAACAACUCCGCCUACUACAGCUACGACCACUACACCGAGGAGCUCAACGUGUGGCGGCGCGGCUGCCGUGAAGCCCUGCUGUCCUACUAUGGCGGCUUGAUGAACACCAUCGGAGCCUUGGUGCUGCUGAUCACUAUGCUGGAGGUUGCUGUGACUGUGGGCCUGCAGUACGUCAACACCUCCCUGUCCACCCUGGUCAACCCGGAGGACCCAGAGAGCGAGAGCGAGGGCUGGAUCCUGGAGAAGACAGUGAAAGAGACCUUCACCGACAUCAUGGCCAACAUGAAGGCCAUGGGCAAAGGGGCCAAGGUGGAUGAGGGCGGCGACGCACCAGCGGAAAGCUGAGCGAACCCCUUCUGCAAAAACUGACACCACUCCCACCGGCAGAGGAGAGCGAGGGGACGUGUGAGAUUUUUUUUCUACCAACAUUUAUUAUUAUAUAGACACUACCCACACACACAUUCGGCUUUGAACUCCUUUUAAACGGACUCCUUUACAAAUGGACUGGCAUUAAUAAAAAUACUGUAUAUCCAAACAUAGAGGGAGAUCACGAGUAGAUUGUGUUUUUGAUUUUUCCCCCCAAAUUAAGCAAGCUCUGUCUUUUGCUUCACAGCAAUCUGUUAAAGAGGUUUUCAGUUGUGGUGUCUGAUGUUCUGUGGAUUUGGAUUUAUUGUUUUUCCACCAAAAAAAGGUGCAAAUGGAGAAGUCAAGUAAAUAUGAACAUUGUGUGAGGUGAGACCGACAUUAGAGCCCGACCGAUAUUAAUAUUUGGGAUCAACUGAUAGUAGGGAGUAAAACAAUUGUUACGCUGAUUUAUAGCUCCCAAUAUACCUAAAAAAGAAAUGAAGAUGCUAUUAUCACACUCAAAAUGUAAUUGAGACAUGAUAUUUGACACGUUAUUAAAAAUAACACAACUGCAACCAAAUAAAUAGAACUUGAAAAAAACUAAUUUCAGAACAUAAAUGCACAUCCUUUCUGCAUUAUCCUGUAAAAUAAAAGCUUUCACAUCGGCGAACAUAAACGCAGACACCAAUAUGUUUGUGAAAUACUAAAAUUGACCGAUAUUUACUGUUAAAUCUGUCGGCCUCUAAAUCGUAUAAUCUCCUUUGGAUGGUUGAUGGACAGUUUGUUGGGGAUGGCGGUUGCCCUGCAGCCUGCCCCUGUAAGGAAGCCAAAGAUGCAGAUGGAAAAGAUAUUUCCAGACCAAAGAAACGCGGCGUGUUAUUCUCAUUGACGGGUCUGUCGUGUUUUUGGCGUGUAGCUGAUACACGCAAGACAAACCCCUCCAGGCCACGUCCGUCCACGAUGGCAACUGGAGAAGCUCCUGAGACCGAGUCAAAUUCUAAAUUGAAGGAAAUUGGUGUGAGUUUUGCGUGGAUGUGUAGGCGCAGCGGUGGAAGAGGGAGGGAUGGGCGUCAGGAGGCGAGCUUCAGAGAGCGGCAGGGGAAACUCCGAACCCGCGGAGGACAACUCAAAUUGGCAGCUAAAUCUUGGCUCUUCAUCCCCUGUCCCAUGAUCUCACCCCCUCUCUGACGCCUCCCCUGUGCUUUUACUCUCUGUAUAUUGACACAUAUGUAUGUAUAUUCUAACAACCGGGUUGCUGUCUUUGUACAUAGUGUAGAAAUGAUGAUAUAAAAAAAUUUAACUUUUUUAAGAAAACACAACCUAAUUAAGCUAAACCUUUUAUUUAAAUUCCAUGUAAAGUUUCUCUUUUCCAAAUGAUGUUUCUUCUUCUGUGUAGAGCAGAGAUCCUGCUGACUGUGUACAUGAAUAAAGGAUUUUAGAGAUGUGAUCUGA
Molecule: messenger RNA, 2893 nt
Organism: Platichthys flesus (European flounder)
Lineage: Eukaryota; Metazoa; Chordata; Actinopteri; Pleuronectiformes; Pleuronectidae
Gene: prph2a
Product: peripherin 2a (retinal degeneration, slow)
Exons: 3
Coding region: 413-1441 (342 amino acids)
Biological process (GO): visual perception
Cellular component (GO): membrane
Source: RefSeq, a predicted model, not a curated record